AUGUUAUGUCAAACCUUCCGCAUCUGGGCCAAACGCACCCCAGGGUAUGUCUUUUGGCGCCAAAGCACCCUUAUUGAGCUGGAGCACUCCAGGCGAAACUACCUUAUGUCCGAGCGACCGGUCCCCGUUUCGGAGAUAGCGCGACGCAUGGUACGCGUCCUGAAACGUUACGAGGAGACACGUGACCAUCACGAACGAAAUCUCCUUCGCGGUGAGUACAAGUACUUCAGUGGGAAGAUCUGUGAUACGCGCGGUGCCCGAUCAAGUGACCUCAUCGCCUUUUUGAAGUGCUGCAAUUUUUUCGGCUUCUGGGAUACCGCACAAGUUGAACGAAUCAUGCAGGAGAUACGACUAAAACGCGACAGCAUAGCAGCGAACGAGCUGGUAGAACUAUUUUUGUGUUUACCAGGUUUACGAAAACAAAACAGUGACCUUUACCACGACGCUGCAGAGAAACUGGCAGGAUUGGUGCCGGAGCUGACUACACAAGAGUGCAUUUCUGUGUGCGAAGCCUGCACCGAGUCUGCACCUAUUUCUCUUCUGCAUAAUGUGCUCCUAGGGAUAAAACAGGGCGUCAAUGAUCUUACCGCUUCUCAGUUGGUGAAUGUAAUCGACACCAUUGGCUCUGCACCACAGCCUAUUCGACAAAACUUCCUGCAGCUUCUUGAAGAGCUUCAAACCAAAGCUCUUGCCAUGUCUAACGAGUUGGAUUGUGUAGAUAUUGCUGUACUAUACACUGCACUUAAAUCACACGGCGACUGCAAUGAGCACGAUGAAAAGACGCUUUUGCAGAACUACAUCACACACACUGCGAGCAGUUGUGCGCGUUCACUGGCUAUGAUGUUCUCAGCAACCUCAAAUUCAUUAGAGAUGAGUUUGUUGCUGGCGCAGGCCAUGGAAGAGAGGACGCUGUUCUUGGCGACUGACUUCACCCCUGCUGAGCUGCUCGCCGUGUUAAAAAUCUACAUGAGGUGCCUUGGCGCCAUGAGUAUGGUUGUUGGUAUGCACCAAACUCACGUAGUCAAAUCCGACGUUACCAAGCCUUUGCCAGUUUUAAAUAGUGAUGGCGGCGAUAUCCCUAAGCUCUUGAUACCUGAGGCGAAGUUAGCCGCGCAACGACAUGCCGGACUACGCCAUGUGUUAAUGGGGUUGUGUGAGCAAUUGGUGGUGAUGCUUGAAGGAGCGGCAUCGUACGUUUCGCCCGUGGAGCAGAUGACGCUAUUAGAGGUGUAUCAGACAACCUUGGAUGAUAUCGCAUCCGUCACAGAUGAUUCAACUUCGUUGCUACUGGCGCAGCUUCCACAGACUCGCACAAUAAUGCAGCUUCUCACAAACAAAAUCAUAUCAAAGAUUAAACAAAGCUUCUCGCUUGGGGAGCUUGUGCGCCUGUUGGAGUUGGGCAAUGGUCUAGGGUCCCAUAUUUUACCGGAUGCUGUUGUUUCAGCAACCAUACAAGAAUUGCUCGUGCGGCAUUGGAAGCUAACACCCGAUGAUGCAUUCAGCGUGGCCAAUCUGUUGGGUUCACUGAAGAACCUCCGUUCCGAGCACCAAGCCCGUAUAAACACAAGUCUAAUACCAAAGUUUUGUAACUUUGUUUAA
Molecule: messenger RNA, 1599 nt
Organism: Phytomonas sp. Hart1
Lineage: Eukaryota; Euglenozoa; Kinetoplastea; Trypanosomatida; Trypanosomatidae
Source: the annotation of a GenBank genome assembly